CGUUUCUGCAGGCAACUCGAGCACGGAGUUCAUUUUCUGCUUCUUUUUGUGUGAAAUAUUUUUUUCGACUAUUGGUUUCGUUUACCAAUACAAUAUUUCGGUAAUUUUUAAGUUUAGAAUAUAUUUAGUUUGUAGUUUCAAUGAAUAAGUUAAUGUGCCCAUACGCCCUUGAAAACAGUGUAUUAAAAAAAAUUGUGUCAGCAUAGCAACAGCACUUCGGUACAUAUAAUUCCUAUUUUGAGGGAUAUCGUUCAGUGUAAGAAGACAGGGUGCCUUUGUGAGAUGAGAAAUGAGGAUGCAUGGAGGAAUACUAGGAUUCAAAUCAAGAACACACUAAUUUAGUAUUUUGUAAGUUUAAACUGGUGCUUUUAUCUUAUAAGAUGAUUACACGAAGAUGGUUUCAUCCCACACUAACAGGGGUGGAGGCAGAAAAGAUACUCUUGGAAUGUGGCCACGAUGGCUACUUCUUAGCUAGACCCAGCAUGAGCAACAAGGGCGACUUCACACUAUCUGUACGGCGAGGUAACGAAGUGACACACAUUAAGAUACAAAAUAAUGGCGAGUUCCUUGACCUUUACGGAGGUGAGAAGUUUGCCACACUUUCAGAACUCGUUCAAUACUACAUGGACAACCAGUGUCAACUGCGUGAGAAAAAUGGGAACGUCAUUAGGUUAAAAACACCUCUUAAUUGCGCUGAUCCUACAACUGAGCGCUGGUACCAUGGACAACUCACAGCUAAGGAAGCUGAACGGGUUAUGCUGGAGAAUGGUAAAAAUGGUUCGUUUCUGGUUCGGGAGUCUCAACGACAACCUGGCGACUUUGUUCUAUCAGUGAGGACGCGAGAUCGAGUCACACACGUCAUCAUCCGCCGGCAAGAUAACAAGUACGAUGUCGGUGGUGGCCAACAAUUUCCUGAUCUUGUCAGUCUAAUAGAACAUUACAGAAACUUUCCGAUGGUCGAAACGACAGGUGAAGUGUUGCGACUGAUCCAGCCUUUUAACGCUACUCGUAUCCAAGUGCGACAUUUCCAUACACGAGUGAAACAACUUCAAAAAGAAAACGAAGGUCCAAUAGAGAGUAUGGCAUACAAACAAGGCUUCUGGGAGGAAUUUGAGACUCUGCAAAUGAUGGAGAACCUUCAACUUUUCGACAGGAUGGAGGGAUCAAAGCCAGAAAAUAUACGAAAAAAUCGGUAUAAGAAUAUAAUUCCUUUCGAUCGUACCCGAGUGGUGCUAAAAGACAUUCCUCCGGAUGCACCUCCCGGCUCGGACUACAUAAACGCCAAUUAUAUUCGAUGUGAAAUGAUAGACAUGGGCUCCGACUUUCACGACUCUUGUAGUAACGGCUCUUAUGAAAAUAGCCCCUAUAUGAGUCGAGAAUCAAACAAUUCGCCUUCAAAGAGUAAAGACAAGUUGUCACCAGUUCACACAAGUGUUAUUGUAUGUGAAGAAAAGUUAGGUAACGUCAAAAUUCAAGGUAACGGCACAAAAUCAAUCCCACCUUUUGAGCCGUCUGUCCUUCGAACAAAUCCGAAUUAUGUUAAUACCACAAUACCGAAGUCAACAGAGGAAACUGAAAAUGGUGUUGUCGAUCACGUCUACAAUAAGAUAUACAUCGCCACUCAAGGUUGUUUAUCGACCACCAUAGCUCCAUUCUGGUCGAUGAUAUGGCAGGAGGACGUUCGCAUAAUUAUAAUGACAACAAAAGAGAUCGAACGUGGUAAAGUAAAAUGCGAACGAUACUGGCCAGAAUUGAACAAAACAGAAGUUUUCAAAAAGUUUACUGUACAAAAUGAAUUUGAAUCGUCUACGCCAGAUUACACGUUGCGGCGUUUUGUAGUUACGAAAAAAGAGGAAAGCAGCGUUAAAAGAACAAUUUAUCAUUUUCACUUUACUGCGUGGCCGGACCACGGCGUUCCAUCGGAGCCGGGCCGAGUUCUGAAUAUACUGUUAGAUGUAAAUUAUAGGCUGCAACAGAUUAUGACCGGGCCGGAUCCACCCGCACAAGCAGUCGUGUGCGUCCAUUGCUCGGCGGGCAUUGGCAGAACAGGGACCUUUAUAGUCAUCGAUAUGAUUCUAGAUCAAAUAAGGAAAGAGGGAUUCGACUGUGAAAUCGAUAUCCAUCGUACUGUUCAAAUGGUGCGAGACCAGCGCUCUGGUAUGGUGCAAAACGAGGCACAGUAUAAGUUUAUUUAUAUGGCCGUUUUAGAGUUUAUUGAAACUGAGAAACAGAGAAUUGGUCUUGGACCGGAAUCGAGCCAAGACUCUCCUCGUGUGUGGUCGCAUUCCGUACCUUUUUUAUGAAUCGAGCUAAAAGCGCGAAGAAGUUUCUAACGAAAGCUUUAUCGCGUAAAAAAAUGUAGAGGAUCACAUUCGUUGUGACCUUUCCAAUUUUCUCUAACACAUGCUUAAAAUUUCGAUUUGUUAUAUAACAUAUUAAAUAUUUUAUUAUUUUUUCCGUCGUAUUCAAGAUUCUACUUAGUAGCGCAUGACAAGAAUUAACGUGGUUUUAAGAUUUAACACUGCCAACAAGCAAAAUAUAAGUCUUAAAAAGAGGAAGACUUUAUAAAAAUAUGGUCAUUAGCUGCUAGAUGCGGGGCCCGUAACUCUUGAUAUAUAGUUAAACGGGCACUAUAAAUUAAUAACAUUUUGAGUAAACAAGUCCUUCGUUCAGAGUUGUGAUGAUUAUGGCCUACAUACAUUUCUUGUAACAAAUGGCAAAGGCUCGUUUCUGGAGCACGUAGUAACUUGAACACAAUAAUGAUGUUUUUUUAUUUAUCUCAAAACAAGGAUCUGUCGUAGAGUUUUACUCAUACAGAUGUCUAUUUUUAAUUAGUAAACGUAGUGAUUUAAUUAUCAACAAUGCAGUGUACCUUUUUAAAUUUUACCAUAUCAAUGAAUCAAUUAAUUUCAAUGAAUAAAUAAUUGUAUUAUGCAUUUAGAACGUAAAGUAAAAAUAUAUUAUUAUUAUAGCAGAACAAUCUUAUAUGGGUGGGAUAACGUGAUCGAUGAUAAAAAAUAUUAUAUUCGAGUAUUGAACAUUAAAUGAUUUUAAAACUAAGUCAAGCUGAUCGCUUUUGUACAAAACACCCUAAGUGAUUAUAUUACAGUAACAAAAUGAAAUUAAGGAAUUUUAAUAUCAAUGCAGAUGAAAUUUUUGGAAUGAAGAAGUCACACAAUAAAAUAUUUAAUUAGCACUUUAUAUAAUAUUUUGUAUAUUUCGUUAAAGAUUUUAUUUUAAUUAACGGCCUGAUUUUAUUAUAACGUGUUCUAAACCUCUUCGCGCUUAGCCGUAGGUUGUUCCAGCGAUGAAAUAGUAUUAAGUAUUCGUAACAACAGAAUAUAGUACCUAAGUGCUUACUCUUCCAAAUUAAAUUAAAGAUGCAAGGAAAAUGCAGAGAUAUUUUGUUUUACUGGUAGGGAAUACUUAUUAGAUGUUAUAUAUUUUUUUCUAUGCCACAAUUCUUUGGUUUUAAAAUACGUAGUUCAUUUUGUAACUCAGUUUUCACUGAUAUCACCUUCCUACCCUUUGGGUAAUUUAUCCGAGCGAUUUAGUUUUAAAAAAUCGCCCAAGUACGAGCCGGUCCAGAAGUGUUCCGUACCAUUAUAAAUCGGCCAAAAAAGUCACUUGAAUGGCAUUAUGUUUUCAGUAUUUGUUGUUAUAGCGGAAACACAUCAUUUCUUUGGGUACGGAACCCUGAAAAGAAAAUGUGUCUGAGUGGCGUAAAAUUGGUGAUAAGUGAUAAUAUAAAAUAAGCAUUUUUCCUAAUGUGAACUUACCUCAUAUGGAACACAAAAAAAACGUGCAUAGUGUAACAUAGGAUAAUCUCCAGUGGCAUGUGAUCAUGAUAAAGUAUCUUAGCGUCCACGAUAAGAUGAAAGAAAUUAAUUAUAUGUAAGUCAAUGUGUUUGUUCGAAGUUUAAAUACGAUGCGACAUAGCACGGUAAACACCUAUCAUGUUUGAGAUCCUAAAAUACGUAGAUGUAUGCUUUUCCUUAUUAAGUAAUUAAAAGUAGAUACAUCUACUUACUAUUCUGUGCUGUGUCGCACGUGCUCUGUGUGAAGCUUAAGAGGAAAAUAAUAAUAAAUGAAUGUUGUUAAUUAAAAACUAUUACGUUAGUUUUAUACGGCGACCUGAAUAAUUUAUCACACUGUUGCUUUAAUAUGCACUAUAUGAAAGUCAGGAGGUUGACUUCAACGUGAUCUCGAAUUGGAGUUUGAUUUGAAAAUAUUGAUUUUAUUCAUAUACUUAUCUACUGAAUAUAUAUUUCUACAAUCGAUGGUUAUUUACGAACUUUCUAGAAUGAAUACAAUGAAAUAUGUCGUCAGUUCACACAGCGCUUACCAGUUUUCGAAAUAAAUUAACGCAUCUUUUGAUGCUCAGAUUUCCACCCCUUAAAGAAUCGGAUAUUAUAAUACUGCUAUUAAAAUUCGAACUCCACUGCUAUUUAUAAAUUUGGCCUAUAUUUUCUAAAAUUAAUUUAUGGUAAGCGUUGCGGUAUAAAAAUUUGCAGCUAAAAUUAAAACCUUCAUACCGAUACAGACUGCAGACAUACACUAUUAAAAAAGCUUAAGGCGGCCAACUUUCCGAAAACUGAAUGCGGGACUUAACCUUUCGUGAAAAGGGGGGGGGGGGGUGCAUUGAAAAAUGAUCGGACGGAACUGAUAAAAUAAAAACCGUAAGCAAAAAGCUAUAAUUUAACCUAUCAAUAUCAUGUCACAGCGUGCACUAAUGUCUUAUUUUCAAAAUCAUUAGGCCUCACGAGUUCAGUAGAAAUAAAGAGAACGAGAUUAUAUUAUAGGUAAUCUGUGUUCCUGCACUGUUGAGCGUGCGCGCAGGUGGGUGUUGUGUAGAAGCGUGGUAGAAAAAUAGGGUUGCGGGACAUGCGGGACGCAUACAACGUUUUGCGGGACUAUUUUACUAAUAAUUUCAAAACGGGAUUUCGUCAAGCAUUGCGGGACGGUCCCGCAGAAUGCGGGACGGUUGGCCGCCUUAAAAAAGCUCUAGUAUGUAUUUUGAAUUUAAUGAAAUAUUAAACAUUGUACCUACCAUUUCCAUAAAAUGUAAUACAAAAUAAAAUACCUUCUAUACAAUAAUUAUUAAGUAAAGAAAAAUCCGUAGUUACGCGUAUUUCUAAAAUACUUGUUUAACGAACUAUGGCAUACUGGAGCUAUUAAUUAGCGUUAGGUACUUGUAGCAGUUAUACAGACGUUGUAUUAAGUAACAUAGAUUAUUCUAAAAAUAAUUAAUUAGUUAGAAGUCCGAAUCGACUUACAAAUUGAAGAUUUGUACCUAGGCGUGUCUCAUAUGCCCCCACUCGAAAUCUUUGCAUCUUUUUUAUAUGAUUUAAAAAUUAUAUUUUUUAUUAUUGUAAAUUAUUUCAGCAGUCGAUAUUUAGACAGUAGGUGUUUGUUUUUCCAUAAGAUGGUAACUGUAACAGAAUAUUGUGUUGGUAGUGUAAGUACUGUUUGUAUAAAUUGGUUGCUAUUAUGACUUUCAUCUGUACUAUUAUGUUAUGUCUUCUCCUUUUCAUCCCUGCGUUGCUUCAAUCUUGUGUAAGUUUUAUGUAUCCCUUUUAAUGCUUGUAUAAUAUUUUACCACAUAGUCGAACAAAAAACUCAGUAAUAUGUAACACAAUUUAUACCAAACAGUCCUAAGAUAGUAAUUAAAAAUUAUUGUAUUUUAAUUUUAAACUUAUAUUCUUGUCAAAACUUGUAAUCGGAGGUGCUUUUUUAUGUGAAGUAUUUGAUGGUAAUGACAUGGUGCGUUAUUUUUAUGUUUUUUUUGUUUGUACGCGUAGAUUACGCAGUACGUAUGUAUAGGUAGGCAAAUUCAGGCAGUGAUAAUUUCAUUUAAUUUUACAUAAUUAUAAAUAUUCGGUGUAAUUUAAUGUAGGGUUUAGUGUGUGUAUCUAGUAUAAAACCUAAGCUGUAAGCACUUUAUUUAUACAACGAUUAUAAAGCUAACGCACAUUUUCAAUAAUGUACCUAUUUGUAUAUAAUUUUGCUAGUUUUUGGUGCCGUGUAUGGCAUAAAUCAGUGCUAUCUCGUUUUUUAAGUUUUCGCCGAAAUAUUUAAUCGGAAUCCGAAGUUAUUCCGAGUGCUUUUAUUGCAAAGCUAUUGGACAAUAUUGUUCAAGGAAUUGUACAUUUUGAAAAGAGAAGUCAGUUGACGAACUGAAGAAGCUUAGUCCGGAAUGUAUACGGAACGUGCACUAUGUAGGUAUAAAUGAUAGAUAAGCUAACUGUCGUACAGCCUAAUCUAACUUUUUUUUAAGUACAAGCUCAUAAUUAAUCAGAAUUGGAGCAGGUGCCUAGGCCCUUAAGUUUUGCUUUAUGAACUCAAUGAAUAAAGUACCUACCUAGGUACCAGACAUUGUAAAUUAACUGCAGCACAAAACUAAAAAAAUAUUAUUAUCUAUUAUAAAAUUAAACGAUGAAAUGAAAUGUUAAAAAUUAAAUAAGUCUUAUAUCGAUGUUUUAGUGUACCUAGUACGCGAAUUACAAAUAUUUUAUUCACUCCCUAACAGGGCUUAAUAACUAUGUAAUUAGCAAAUUAUCACUGCUUGUAUUAAUCAGAGCUAUUAUAUGUUGUUGGCAUUUUAUUUAAACUAUUAUUCCAAUUUGUAAAACAGAGCUAAAGUAAUCGCAUGAAGGUAGAGGAAAAGGUUUUAUCGUCCGAUAAAAAAUAUAUGUUGUGUUUUAUUGUAUAUUAUCAAUAAAAUGUGAUACCGACUGUGUAA
Messenger RNA from Helicoverpa zea (corn earworm), 6742 nucleotides. It is a transcript of the gene csw, whose product is annotated as tyrosine-protein phosphatase non-receptor type 11. Gene Ontology annotation, biological process: protein dephosphorylation. The coding region runs from base 381 to 2303 and encodes 640 amino acids. Lineage: Eukaryota; Metazoa; Arthropoda; Insecta; Lepidoptera; Noctuidae. Gene Ontology annotation, molecular function: protein tyrosine phosphatase activity. The transcript has 2 exons. The record is from RefSeq and is a predicted model, not a curated record.